AUGCCUCCCAAAAAAGCUGCGCGAGGGAAACGUACUAAUCAUCAUGUGCCCAAAAACUAUGCUGAAUCCAUGCAAGAAUUAAGCUUACAAUCUUCAGAAGAAAGUGAUAAUUCAAGCAGUUCUAAUGACGAGGGUGUUGAAGCUGAAUUUGUAGUCAGCAUGUGGGAUUUAAACCAUUGUGACCCGAAAAAGUGUUCUGGGCGCAAACUUUUGCGACAUAAUCUUAUAAAGAGCUUGAAACUAGGACAAAGAUUUCAGGGAUUAGUUCUUUCUCCCGUCGGCACGCAAUGUGUUAGUCCAAACGACAAAGACAUAAUAAUAAAAUAUGGUUUAGCAGUAAUAGACUGUUCAUGGGCCAAAAUUGAUGAGACACCUUUCACCAGAAUGAAGUCGCCCCACCCAAGAUUGUUACCUUUCUUAGUAGCAGCAAAUCCAAUUAAUUAUGGCAAACCAUAUCAAUUAAGUUGUGUGGAAGCUCUGGCCGCUGCUAUGUUUAUAACUGGACAUAAAAAAGAGGCAAAGUUUUAUUUAUCAAAGUUCUCAUGGGGUCAUUCUUUCUUAGAAUUAAAUUCAGAGGCAUUAGAUGCAUAUGCACUGUGCACAGAUAGUAAGAGUGUCUUAGAGGCACAAACUAAAUAUUUACAAGAUGUACAAAAUGAAAAAGACACAAGGUCUAUGUGGCCGUCUAGUAGUUCUGAUUCUGAAUCUGAAAGUGAUAGUAAUUCUAAAUCUUGA
Leptosia nina is the source of this 735-nucleotide messenger RNA. The record is from the annotation of a GenBank genome assembly. NCBI's taxonomy places the organism in Eukaryota, Metazoa, Arthropoda, Insecta, Lepidoptera, Pieridae.